AUGGCGUUCCGCGGACUCACUCGCUGUCGCGCUCUGACGAGCGGCACCGCUAGACGCGCGCCAUUCCGGUCGAUUGGUCCAGGAACCAGUUCAUCAAGAGCCAAGUUCUUCCGAUCAGCUCACACAGGGCCACAAUCCAGGAGAAGCGGUAAACUCAUACCUCUCCAACUCUUGGUUCUCGGCGCCAUUCCGCUCUUUGCCGGAUACCUCAUCGGCCGAUCUAGCACCUCGGGACCGGCCGCCGAGGGACAAGCGAAGCUAUCCCAUGUGGAUUUCGCGAGCCGGAAGGAAAUGGUAAAGGCGGCUCGGGAGAUCUCCAACGCUCUGGAUGAAGGGGCGGUCAGCUUCGAUGAAGAUGAGAUUGAGGUGCAUGGCCACUCUGACUGGUCUACGUCCAACUCAAGCGGUCGCCCUGUGGCUAUCGUCUACCCCAAGACCACUGAGGAUGUUUCGCAGAUAGCCAAGAUUUGCAACAAGUACAACGUGCCUAUGGUGCCUUUCGGCGCUGGAUCUUCCGUCGAGGGAAGCUUCUCAUCGCCGUACAGCGGAAUCUGCAUUGACUUUGUGCACAUGGACAAGAUCAUUGCUUUCCAUCCUGACGACAUGGACGUCGUUGUCCAACCAGGCGUAAACUGGGUAACCCUCAACAAAGAGAUUCAAUCCUCAGGCCUCUUUCUCCCGCUUGACCCUUCCCCCACAGCCUUCAUCGGCGGCAUGGUCUCAACAAACUGUAGCGGCACAAACGCCUUCCGCUACGGCACGAUGAAGGACUGGGUCGUCAACCUGACCGUCGUCCUCGCCGAUGGGCGCAUCAUUAAGACGCGUCGGCGGCCGCGCAAGAACUCGGCCGGGUAUAACCUGACGAGCCUAUUUGUUGGCGCCGAGGGCACGUUGGGGAUCGUGACGGAGGCGACUGUGAAGCUGGCUGUCAUGCCAGCAGAUACGAGUGUCGCCGUUGUGUCGUUUGGGACGAUUGAGGAGGCGGCGAGGGCGGCGACGGGGUUGAUCAGGAGCGGGGUGCCGCUUGGGGCGUUGGAGCUUUUGGAUGAGGUGCAGAUGGAGGUAAUUAAUCGGCAUGGGAGUGAGGCUGUUAGGAAGACUGCAUGGGAUGAAAGUCCGACGUUGUUUUUGAAAUUCGCCGGGACCACCGAUGGUAUCAAGGGGGAUGUUGCUAGGGUCAAAGAGAUUGUGCAGCCGUUUAAGCCCCGCAAGGUCUUCUUCGCCAGAAACAAGCAGGAAGAAGCCGAUCUAUGGGCCGCGAGAAAGGAAGCUCUUUGGACAAUGACGUCGAUCAAGCCAGAGGGGUACUCUCUCUGGUCUACGGAUGUGGCUGUGCCGAUCUCGAGAUUGGCCGAGAUAAUCACAUUGUCGAAAGAAGACUCUGGAAAGCUCGGUCUCUUUGCGAGCGUCAUUGGACAUGUCGGAGACGGCAAUUUCCACCAGGCGGUCAUGUAUGACCCGAAGAACGAGGAGCAGCGGGCUUCGGUUGCCAAGUGUGUUCAUGAUAUGAUGGGCAGAGCAUUGGAGAUGGAGGGUACUGUCUCAGGAGAACAUGCCAUCGGCAUCGGGAAGAAAGAUUGUCUUGUUGAUGAGCUCGGCGUUGAUGCUAUUGAUUUCAUGAGGACGUUGAAGCAGGCAGUGGAUCCAAAAUGGAUUAUGAAUCCUGGCAAGGUGUUCGACCUCCCGAGCAACUCGAAAGCUGUUGCUGCAUCAUGA
This is a messenger RNA of Colletotrichum lupini, 1716 nucleotides long. Its product is annotated as glycolate oxidase. Gene Ontology annotation, biological process: lactate catabolic process. Bases 1 to 1716 code for a protein of 571 amino acids. The record is from RefSeq and is a predicted model, not a curated record. Gene Ontology annotation, molecular function: D-lactate dehydrogenase (cytochrome) activity; D-lactate dehydrogenase (NAD+) activity; FAD binding. The transcript has 8 exons. Gene Ontology annotation, cellular component: mitochondrion. Lineage: Eukaryota; Fungi; Ascomycota; Sordariomycetes; Glomerellales; Glomerellaceae.